AUGUCUUCCCCUUUUUUUCCAAUCAAUCAAUUCCUCUUCUUCCAAUCCUUUCUUCUCUCUGGACGCCAGCUUCUCUCUUCUCGAUGCCCACGAAGAAGAUGCGCCGAUGCCGAUGUGGGGAGAAGGAAGAGUGAAAAGGGAACAAAAGUGGAAACUUCCGCUUGGCUGUUCUCUCCUCUCACCUUUCGGCUUCAAUUAAUCCACUCGAUGCCGUUUCUUCUAGGAUUUCGAACCUUCGAGCUGCUCCAUUGCCGUGGCUCCACCGUCGAAUCUGAAAGGUUCGUUGACUAUAAUCGUCCCGGUAAGAAUGACAAGGGGCUCAAGCUUUACUAUCCGAGGGAACGUUGGCAGCUAGAGAUGGUCGGGAUUCUACUUCAUCCCAGUCAGACAGUCGCCGUGAUUACGGGUCCAUGGUCAACUCACAUCAUCGUAACCCCUCAAGCUGCUAGAGCUUUAUCUCGAAAGCAAUUCAUCCUUUGUCUUUUCCAUCAUAAACACCCACUAGAGAAGCCACUUGUGUUGCCCCUGCUCGGCUGUCAGAAUUUGAUGCCAUUACUCCACCAAAAGAUAGACAUCGUUCAAGUACUCGUGGUUGUACUGAUCUGA
This is a messenger RNA of Fraxinus pennsylvanica, 606 nucleotides long. The record is from the annotation of a GenBank genome assembly. Lineage: Eukaryota; Viridiplantae; Streptophyta; Magnoliopsida; Lamiales; Oleaceae.